GGCAGUUCUUUAAAAGCUGCAGGCCAGGGGCAGGGGAUGUUCAGUUCCACUGAUCGCUGCUGCAGGUAAGAGAGAGAUUCCUUGGGGGGGUAUAUUUACCAACCUGCCUGCUGGGGAGACCUCAGUCCAAACCAUUUCAUGUUUAGUGAAUAUCUCUGAAAACCACCCAGGGGCAGGUAUUAUGGGGUUGCAUGUGAUCAUCAUGUAUCCAUCUGGGGGUUCGGUAGUUCAGUGAUUGCUCAGGUGGUCUAGAGAGAACGGGUUCUAACGCACUAUUUUUAGUAGUUGUGGAUUUAUUUUUAAUAUGUUGCUACUCCUUUAACGUUGGUUUGGGGAGCACUGGGGAGGUUGGGUUUGGGGAGCACUGGGGGGUCUGGGGAGCACUGGGGGUCUGGGGGGGGCUUGGGGAGCACUGGGGGUUGGGUUUGGGGAGCACUGGGGGGUCUGGGGAGGUUAGGUUUGGGGGGUCUGGGGGGAGCACUGGGGGAGGUUGGGUUUGGGGAGCUCUGGGGGGGGGUUGGGUUUGGGGAGCACUGUCUUGCAGGGGUCUGGAGGUUUUGGGUUUGGAGGUGGUCUGGAGGGUUUGGGAAGCACUGUAUUGGUUGGGUUUGGGGGUACUCUAGCACCCUCUGGAGGGGUUGGUUUUUGGGAGCACUGUCUUGCACUCUUUAUGGUUUAAUGCUUUAUUUUGGUGGUCUCACCCCUAAACAAUAAUGGUAACCCCAAAUGCUCCUUGAGGUCUAGAUGGGUUGGUGUGGGGCACUCUCCUGGGUUUGGUGUCUCUGUGGGAGGAGGGUCUAUAAGUUGCCCCAUGCAUGGUGUUAAUGAUUACCCCUCUAACUCUAUCAAUUGUGGGGUAUUGAGGUACUCUGCCAUGCAGUGACAUGAUCCUUGGCUGCACAAUUCCCUUAACCAGGCACUAAGCCAUGGUACAAUCUCCCAGGGGCACCAACAGCAGGGUGUGUGUGUGUGGGGGGGGGGGAUUCUUGUAAAACUUCUUACUGGCCAGAAACUAACAAACUUGUAGCAAGGAGCGAUUGGACGUUCCUCUUAUCAGGUUUAAUGCUUUAUCCUCAUUAAAACGAGUCCCUCUGUCAGUCCAAUAAGAUGUUAGAGACUGCAGAACUUUAAAUUACUGGAGUAAUAUGGAACAUCCUCAUAUCACUGGUAAGGUGAAGCCUUCUCCACUGUAAUCCUAGUGGACGUGGUGGUGGGGGGUGCAACUAUUCACUUUAAGUAGCCAUAGUCCUCGUUCUGUACCCCUCGGUUUAGGGUAACAAAUGAUAACUGACUAAUCUUCUUCUCACGUUAAUGUCCCAUAUGGCUUCCGUCUCUGAUCCCAUGUUGUCUUCUUGCAGCUCUCCCUCUCUGAUCCUGUGAAGAUGGCGUCAACUGGUCUCCAGCUACUUGGCCUGGUGCUGGCUCUCAUCGGCUGGGUGGGGGGCAUCAUUACCUGUGCCCUCCCUAUGUGGAAGGUGUCGGCCUUCAUUGGAAACAACAUUGUGGUGUCUCAGGUCGUGUGGGAGGGGCUAUGGAUGAACUGCGUGGUGCAGAGCACUGGCCAGAUGCAGUGCAAGGUGUACGACUCACUACUGGCUCUACCCCGGGAUUUGCAGGCUGCUCGUGCCCUCACUAUCAUUGGCAUCCUGGUGGCUCUGCUUGCCAUGUUUAUUGCCAUUGUGGGUGCAAAGUGCACAAACUGCGUGGAGGAAGAGAAUACAAAGGCAAAAGUCAGUGUGGUGUCCGGCAUUGUCUUCCUGGUGGCUGGUCUCCUCAUGCUCAUCCCUGUCUGCUGGUCAGCCAACAACAUCAUCCGUGACUUCUAUAACCCACUGGUGUCAGAGGCCCAGAAGAGGGAGCUGGGGGCCUCUCUAUACAUUGGGUGGGCAGCUUCUGCCCUCCUUCUGCUCGGUGGGGGCAUGCUGUGCUGCUCUUGCCCCAAAAAGAAUGAUGUGGCAUAUACAGCCCGGUACACAGCGGCCACCUCUCAGCCACGCAGUGAUUAUCCCACCAAAAACUAUGUGUAAAGACUGGACUCUGGACCCUGACAUGUUGAUGGGGUGUAUACUUUUUAUAAAACUAUUUUAUUGAGUGUUGAAUAAAAUUACCUUUUUAUGUCA
Molecule: messenger RNA, 2120 nt
Organism: Pelobates cultripes (western spadefoot toad)
Lineage: Eukaryota; Metazoa; Chordata; Amphibia; Anura; Pelobatidae
Source: the annotation of a GenBank genome assembly